AUGGUUCCAAAUGAAGACCAUCAGUAUAUGGGGAUUCUCCAGCUGCUUCUCCAUUUUGGAUGGACGUGGGUUGGGCUGUUUGCUGUGGAUGAUGAAAGUGGGGAGCGUUUUGUGCAGGCCAUGGAGCCGUGGCUGUCCCACAGUGAAAUCUGUUUGGCCUUCAUACGACGAGUCCCCAAACAAUUUUUUUGGAACACGUUUGACGACUUCCACGCUUUUGCCUCCAACGCGGAAGGAUAUUUUCCAGAUAGCAAAGCCAGGGCGCUCCUUUUCUAUGGAGAAUCCAUGGGCGUUGUAGCCUUCGCCAUAUUUAUGUUUCUUGGAGAUCCUGGGAGUAAGGAAAGCGCUGCCCUGGGGAAAGUGUGGAUUAUGACCGUCCAGACUGAUUUUAUAUUAACAGGCCAUAUCAAGGGCUGGGACCUUCAGUUCUUCCAAGGAGCCCUUUCCUUCACAGUUCACACAAUGGAGGUUCUAGGGUUCAAGACGUUUCUUCAGCACUUAAAUCCUGACUCAACACAAGGAGAUGGUUUUCUCCGGAUCUUCUGGGAGCAAGUAUUUGACUGCACGCCUUCAAAUCGGCUGGAGCUGUUGAAAAAGGAUGAUACGUGUACUGGAAUGGAAAAACUGGAGAGCCUUCCGUAUCCUGUUUUUGAAAUACUCAUGACUGGUCACUCUUAUGGAAUUUACAAUGCAGUCUAUGCCGUAGCACAUGCUCUGAAUGCUUUGCGAUCAAGAUUCAAGCAUAGAGCAAUGACAGGUGACCGAAGAUUUGGAUUUCCACACAUCCAGCCUUGGCAGCUGCAUCAGAUUCUUCAAGUCAUUUCAUUUAAUAACUCGGCUGGAGAAAUAAUCUCUUUUGAUAAAAACAGAGAGAGGAAAGACGGAUUUGAUAUAAUGAACCUAGUGACAUUCCCAAACAAGUCCUUUGGGAGUAUAAAGGUUGGAAGGGUGGAUCCUAAUGCACUUGAAGGAAACAAAUUCAUAAUUGAUGAAGAUAUGAUUGUAUGGCAAGCCAGUUUCAAUCAGGUGCUGCCUUUAUCGGUGUGCAGUGAUUCCUGCCCUCCGGGUUAUCAGAAGAAAAAGAAGGAAGGGGAGAAAUUUUGCUGCUAUGAUUGCACUCCUUGCCCCGAAGGGAAGAUAUCAAAUCAGAAGGACAUGGAAGAUUGCAUCAAAUGCUCAGUAGAUCAAUAUCCAAGCAAGGAUAAGGACAGAUGUCUCCCCAAAAUUAUAACCUUCCUGUCUUUUGAAGAACCACUAGGGGCCAGUUUGGCUUCAGUGGCUGUUUCAUUUUUGCUGGCCACAAUUUGGGUGCUAGGCACCUUCGUUGCACACAGAGCCACCCCCAUUGUCAAAGCGAACAACCAAGAUAUCACCUAUGCUCUCCUCCUCUCACUUCUGUUCUGCUUCCUCUGCUCCUUGCUAUUCCUCAGACAGCCUAAGAAAGAGACCUGCUUCCUCCGUCAAGCUGCUUUCGGCAUCAUCUUUUCAGUGGCUGUUUCCUGUGUAUUGGCCAAAACCACCACUGUGGUGGUAGCUUUCAUGGCCACCAAACCAGGGUCCACCAUGAGGAAAUGGGUGGGGAAAAGGCUGGCCAACUUCAUAGUCUUUUCCUGCUCCUUUCUUCAAGUGAACAUUUGUGCAGUAUGGCUGGGAAUCUCUCCCCCCUUCCCAGAUUUUGAUACGCAGUCAUUGACUACAGAGAUUGUGGCUGAAUGCAAUGAAGGGCCUGUCCCAUUUUUUUACAUUGUCCUGGGCUACAUGGGACUUCUGUCCCUCAUCAGUUUGAUAGUGGCGUUCCUAGCCAGAAAGUUGCCAGAUAGUUUCAAUGAAGCCAAAUUCAUCACCUUCAGCAUGCUGAUCUUUUGCAGUGUCUGGAUGUCUUUUGUUCCAUCUUACUUGAGCACCAAAGGAAAAUACACGGUAGCUGUGGAGAUCUUCUCUAUCUUGUCCUCCAGUGCUGGAUUAUUGGGCUGUAUCUUUUUUCCCAAAUGUUACAUUAUUGUUCUGAGGCCUGAGCUGAACACCAAAGGGAUUAUCAGGAGACAGAAUUAA
Messenger RNA from Sphaerodactylus townsendi, 2052 nucleotides. Its product is annotated as vomeronasal type-2 receptor 26-like. The transcript has 4 exons. Lineage: Eukaryota; Metazoa; Chordata; Lepidosauria; Squamata; Sphaerodactylidae. Gene Ontology annotation, cellular component: membrane. The record is from RefSeq and is a predicted model, not a curated record. Gene Ontology annotation, biological process: G protein-coupled receptor signaling pathway. Bases 1 to 2052 code for a protein of 683 amino acids. Gene Ontology annotation, molecular function: G protein-coupled receptor activity.